GCUCUCUGUGUCUCUAGGCUUACCACUCCACUUUAAUGGACUCAGACACCAAGCUAGUUGGGAACAUGGCACUGUUACCCAUCAGAAGCCAGUUCAAGGGCCCAGCACCUCGAGAAACUAAGGACACAGAUAUUAUAGAUGAAGCCAUCUACUACUUCAAAGCUAAUGUUUUCUUCAAAAAUUAUGAAAUUAAGAACGAGGCUGACAGAACACUGAUCUAUGUAACCCUCUACAUUUCUGAAUGCCUGAAAAAGCUGCAGAAGUGUAACUCCAAAGGCCAAGGAGAGAAGGAAAUGUACACGCUAGGAAUCACUAACUUCCCAAUCCCAGGGGAGCCUGGCUUUCCACUCAACGCCAUUUACGCCAAACCUGCCAACAAGCAGGAGGAAGAGGUGAUGAGGGCCUACCUGCAGCAGCUGAGGCAAGAAACCGGCCUUCGCCUUUGUGACAAAGUAUUUGAUCCUCAGAGUGACAAGCCAAGCAAGUGGUGGAUCUGCUUUGUGAAGAGGCAGUUCAUGAACAAGAGUCUCUCAGGCCCUGGGCAGUGAAGCAAAGGGGUGACAACUUUAAACAUUUCCACAGCAAGAUGUUCAAGUCUUUUGCCUUUGUUUUGGAUACAUUUUGUACCAAGAAGAAUUAAGUGCUUAUGAAGUAAAAAAAGAAAAAAAAAAAAACCCCAAACCUGUCAAUGAGUGAUAAGAGGGAGGGAGAGCAAAAAGAUAA
Malurus melanocephalus (red-backed fairy wren) is the source of this 723-nucleotide messenger RNA. It is a transcript of the gene ARPC3, whose product is annotated as actin related protein 2/3 complex subunit 3. NCBI's taxonomy places the organism in Eukaryota, Metazoa, Chordata, Aves, Passeriformes, Maluridae. The record is from RefSeq and is a predicted model, not a curated record. Gene Ontology annotation, biological process: regulation of actin filament polymerization; Arp2/3 complex-mediated actin nucleation. The coding region runs from base 36 to 548 and encodes 170 amino acids. Gene Ontology annotation, cellular component: Arp2/3 protein complex; cytoskeleton. Gene Ontology annotation, molecular function: actin filament binding. The transcript is spliced from 6 exons.